CCAGCAGCCCAGAAGCUGGGAACUACAGAGAAGGCAGAGGAGUGGAGGAGGAAGAGGAAGCUAACAAUUCCCUGCCCAACCCCUAACCCCACCCAGUGCAACCAACAGUUUCCAUUCAGGUCCCUGUUUCGGCUUCAUCCUUGGACGCCAGAUCCGGCCGUCUACCCUGUUGCAUCCUUCCUCCCCGAUUUUGCCCUGCGCCAGCUCCUGCUCCGGGAUCCCGUAGCUGAACCUCCAAGCCAUGGCUGGUCCCUUCUCCCGCCUGCUGUCCACCCGCCCUGGGCUCAGGCUCCUGGCUUUGGCUGGAGCUGGAUCUCUAGCCGCUGGGUUUCUGCUCCGCCCGGAACCUGUGAGAGCCGGCAGUGAACGACGGAGGCUGUAUCCUCCGAGCGCUGAGUACCCAGACCUCCGAAAGCACAACAACUGCAUGGCCAGUCACCUGACCCCAGCAGUCUAUGCCCGGCUCUGCGACAAGACCACACCCACUGGUUGGACUCUAGAUCAGUGUAUCCAGACUGGCGUGGACAACCCUGGCCACCCCUUCAUCAAGACUGUGGGCAUGGUGGCUGGAGAUGAGGAGACCUAUGAGGUGUUUGCUGAGCUGUUUGAUCCUGUGAUCCAAGAGCGACACAAUGGAUAUGACGCUCGGGUGAUGAAGCACACCACUGACUUGGAUGCUAGCAAGAUCCGUUCCGGCCACUUUGAUGAGAGGUAUGUACUGUCCUCAAGAGUCAGAACUGGACGAAGUAUCCGGGGACUCAGUCUGCCUCCAGCCUGCACUAGGGCGGAGCGACGCGAGGUGGAACGUGUUGUGGUGGAUGCACUGAGUGGCCUGAAGGGUGAUCUGACUGGGCGAUAUUAUCGGCUCAGUGAGAUGACAGAGGCUGAGCAGCAGCAGCUCAUUGAUGACCACUUUCUAUUUGAUAAGCCUGUGUCCCCACUGCUGACAGCAGCAGGAAUGGCUCGAGACUGGCCAGAUGCACGAGGAAUAUGGCACAACAAUGAGAAGAGCUUCUUGAUCUGGGUCAAUGAGGAGGAUCACACAAGGGUCAUCUCCAUGGAAAAGGGUGGCAACAUGAAGAGAGUGUUUGAAAGAUUCUGCCGAGGCCUCAAAGAGGUGGAGCGGCUGAUCCAGGAGCGUGGCUGGGAGUUCAUGUGGAAUGAGCGUUUGGGAUACAUCUUGACCUGUCCGUCUAACCUGGGCACUGGACUUCGGGCAGGAGUGCACAUCAAACUGCCCUUGCUAAGCAAAGACAACCGCUUCCCAAAGAUCCUGGAGAACCUAAGACUCCAAAAGCGUGGUACUGGAGGAGUGGACACAGCUGCCACAGGCAGUGUCUUUGACAUCUCUAAUUUAGACCGACUGGGCAAGUCAGAGGUGGAGCUGGUACAAAUGGUCAUCGAUGGAGUAAACUAUCUGAUCGACUGUGAACGGCGCCUGGAGAGAGGCCAGGAUAUCCGCAUCCCUCCACCUCUCAUCCAUAAGCAUUAACUCCUCAUCCCAAGCAGAUGACCCAAGAUUCCGAGGACUUCAGCCCACCCUAAUGGUGGCCCAUUCUACUUGCCCUGGGGUUGCUUGCAUCCUAGUAAAGACUCCUUGCUAGGCUC
Choloepus didactylus (southern two-toed sloth) is the source of this 1608-nucleotide messenger RNA. Its product is annotated as creatine kinase U-type, mitochondrial. The record is from RefSeq and is a predicted model, not a curated record. NCBI's taxonomy places the organism in Eukaryota, Metazoa, Chordata, Mammalia, Pilosa, Megalonychidae. Gene Ontology annotation, molecular function: creatine kinase activity. Bases 242 to 1492 code for a protein of 416 amino acids. Gene Ontology annotation, cellular component: mitochondrion. Gene Ontology annotation, biological process: phosphocreatine biosynthetic process. The transcript is spliced from 10 exons.